Molecule: messenger RNA, 533 nt
Organism: Parasteatoda tepidariorum (common house spider)
Lineage: Eukaryota; Metazoa; Arthropoda; Arachnida; Araneae; Theridiidae
Gene: ND-13B
Product: NADH dehydrogenase (ubiquinone) subunit ND-13B
Biological process (GO): respiratory electron transport chain
Cellular component (GO): respiratory chain complex I
Source: RefSeq, a predicted model, not a curated record
GUAGAAAUAAGUAGAUAUAGUCCACAAAACUUCAAGUGAAGAACAAUUAUAAAUAAACAAACAUCAAAAUGUCCGGAGCUGUUAAAAAAUGCACCCAAUUAACGGGGUUAGCAGUUUCUAAACAUCCUCACCGUGUAUUAACGCAACUAUACAACAAAAUAUUACGUUCUUUAGAAAACAUCCCUAAGGAGGCUGCCUAUCGCCAACAUACAUCAAAAUUGGUUCAGGAGCGACUUGCUUUGGUGACCUCUGAACCUGAUGUAGCGAAGUUGGAAGAAAAAAUUAACGGAGGUCAAGUUGAAGAACUUAUUCUACAAGCAGAGAAAGAAUUGAUGUUAACUAGGAAGAUGAUCACUUGGAAGCCAUGGCAAAAUCUGGAAACUGAAGUUCCUGCAAAUCAAUGGAAAUGGCCUAUGUAGCUUUGAAGUUUAUAGUCUUUUUGUUAUCAGAUUAAAAUUUGGCUGUUGUUAAAUAAGAUUUAAUAUGUUUAGUGUUCUAUUAUUUGUAGGAAUAAUAAAUAUCUUACUAUAAUA